UGUCGCUUUUCUGUUCCGAACGCACCCGCGCCGAGCGCCGACUCGCUCGUUCUGUAGAAAGAGAAGUUCGUGCUCCGUCUCCUCUUUCACCUGCAUUUUGCCAAUAAUUUUGUUUCGUUCAGUCAGUCAACUUCCGACAUCUCUUCUUUGUGGUUGUGCACGAAGUCGUCUAGUCGAAACCCAGUGGGAAUAAAAUUCUCUAUUUAACAAACAAAGGGAAUAAUCUGUCGCUAUGGCUGAAAAGGAAAUAAUAUCAAGUAAUCAAAUUAAUAAUGAUCAAUUCUUUGAAGGUGUUGAAAAGCUAAUAGAAAUUUGGUUUACACCGGCUAAAAAUGCGGAUUUGAGAAAAAUUACACGCCAACAAUGGGAGAAUGUUCUCAAGAUUGUGCGGUGCGAGAUCAUCUCUUUCACACAGAGCGAGCAAGUCGACGCCUAUGUCCUCAGCGAGAGCAGCAUGUUCGUGUCCCGCCGCCGCUGGAUCCUGAAGACCUGCGGCACGACCACGCCGCUGCGCUGCCUGCGCGCCGUGCUGGCGCUGGCGCGCGACGUGGCCGGGCACGCGCGCGUCGACAACGUGUUCUACUCGCGCCGCGAGUUCGCGCGCCCGCUGGCGCAGCUGCGGCCGCACGACAACUUCGACAGCGAGGUGGAACUGCUAGAUUCGUUCUUCGGCGACGGGCGCGCUUACAUCAUGGGCCCGGAGAAGGACUGCUGGUAUCUCUACACACUGCUGCCACUUGAAGGGACAGUAGACGCUCUGGAGAAGGAGGAGCGAAACAGCCGCGAGGCGGCGGGCGCGCUUCCCGAGCCCGACCAGACCCUCGAGAUCCUCAUGUCAGACCUGGAUCCAGAAGUCAUGGACAUCUUCACACGCGCCGCUUCUGCAGACGCCAAGCAAGCCACCAAGGUGUCUGGUAUAGACAAAAUCAUUCCAGGCAUGGUGAUCGACGAUUUCCUCUUUGAUCCCUGCGGGUACUCCAUGAACGGGCUCGAUAAAGAUGGGUGCUACAUGACCAUCCACAUCACCCCGGAGCGGUCGUGCUCGUACGUGUCGUUCGAGUCCAACUGCCCCGCGGCCAGCUACGAUGACGUCAUCGCGCGCGUGCUGCACGCCUUCCGCCCGCAGCGGUUCGUGCUCACCGUCUUCGCCACGCCGGAGCCUCGAGCCACCUCGCCGCGUUCACUGAAGGGCUUCUCGUCCCUGCGCGAGUACUCCACCACGGACGCGCACUACUGCCGCUUCGCCAACUACGAGCUGCACUACGCGCUGUUCGCCAAGUUCCCGAGCUGAGGCCCGACACUCCCGGCGCGCGAGCUCCACACCCGCACUAGACACAACUACAGGGACAUCAGCAGCAUACUAGCCGUAGCGCCGGACCACUGGGCGGCGGCGUGCAAGCCGCCUCCGUUCCUCGCCCGUCUCGCUCGCGCACCCGCGGAGCUGCUGCGUGCGGCGUGCGCCGUCGCGCGCGCCUGCCAGCAGCGCGCGUGACCGCACAAACCCGGCGCGGGGCU
This is a messenger RNA of Cydia strobilella, 1515 nucleotides long. RefSeq names its product S-adenosylmethionine decarboxylase proenzyme (gene SamDC). Gene Ontology annotation, molecular function: adenosylmethionine decarboxylase activity. Gene Ontology annotation, biological process: spermidine biosynthetic process; spermine biosynthetic process. Gene Ontology annotation, cellular component: cytosol. The record is from RefSeq and is a predicted model, not a curated record. The coding region runs from base 233 to 1291 and encodes 352 amino acids. The transcript is spliced from 9 exons. Lineage: Eukaryota; Metazoa; Arthropoda; Insecta; Lepidoptera; Tortricidae.